AUGGUGAAAACCAUUCUCGAUGAUAGGGAAGAGAGGACUGUCUUCAAAAACAACCACCCUGGAAAGGAUUGGAUGCGAGCCUUUUUCAAGAGGCAUCCAGAGAUACGGGAAAGAAUUGGACAACCACUUGGCCGUGAGAGAGCAAUUGUGACAAAGGAUGCUCUAGGUGAAUGGUUUCAGCAAAUGAAACAUUACCUGGACACCAUCGAUCCCACUUUGUUGACCUCUCCUGACCGGAUCUUUAAUGCUGAUGAAAGUGGUUUUAAUAUAUGUCCAAAGACAAAGAAAAUCAUCAGCAUGACAGGAGCAAAACACGUCUACUCUGUCACAAGUGGCAAACGGCAGCAAGUGACAAUGUUGGCCUGCUCCUCUGCCAUGGGGCAGUACCUUCCACCGCUGCUGAUCUUUCCCUACACCAGAGAUCCUCGCUUCAAUGCGUUGGAAGGUUUUGAAGAGCUUUUUUCAAAAACUCCAAAUGGUUGGAUCACUGAGGUGGUCUUUCUUAGCUUUCUGAGGGACAUUUUCAUUCCCAAAUUGGGAGAAAAGCGACCAGUGGUGCUGUUUGUGGACGGCCAUUCCAGCCAUCAUUCCCUGGCAAUCUGCACGCUGUGUAACGAGAAUGGUGUCAUCCUUUACUGCCUGAAGGCGCAUGCCAGUCACCUUAUCCAGCCACUGGAUCAAGCUUUCUUUGGGGCAAUCAAACUAGCAUGGAGUGAAGCCGUCAGAAAGUUUCAGUACCAAACUGGAGAGUGUCACCAUGUGCACGUUUGCCCGCACACUAAAGAAAGCUUGGGACACUACAGCACGACCAGAGCUUGCUUACAAGGGAUUUGUUAA
This is a messenger RNA of Portunus trituberculatus (swimming crab), 837 nucleotides long. RefSeq names its product MFS-type transporter clz9-like. NCBI's taxonomy places the organism in Eukaryota, Metazoa, Arthropoda, Malacostraca, Decapoda, Portunidae. Gene Ontology annotation, molecular function: DNA binding. The transcript has a single exon. Bases 1 to 837 code for a protein of 278 amino acids. Gene Ontology annotation, cellular component: nucleus. The record is from RefSeq and is a predicted model, not a curated record.